AUGUUGCAGUCACAGUUAGCUAGGAGAAAUAUCAGCAUUGCAGAUCUAUUUACAGCUCCAGUCAUUCAAGAAAGGAGAGAAAAGAGAAUACCCGUAGUUGAUACCAAAGAGAUCUUCUCAAGAGUGGAUCAAUAGCACACAUAUAUGGGUUAUGAGGAAUGUGUAGAAAUCUUUAAUGAUCUAGCCUACAUAGUGAUUCCAUUUGAUAAGACCACCAAGCAAUUCUAACUCUUAUUAUCUCGAUUAAAACUAACACUCCUAAAUCAAAGCGGAAAUGUUAAGUUUUAUGACUUGAUUGAUGGACUUAAUAGACUGGGUCUGGAAAACUUUAGUGAUUUGAUAAAGCAAAAAAUACAAGAAGGUAAUUAUUCAAGAUCUCCAGGAGAACUCUCAGCUAUUUUGUUUUUCUUAUCUUAGCAGCAUUUGAUGCAUGGAUAAUAAAGAGAUGCUGAGUUAUUUGCCUAAGUAGUAAAAGACCUGAGAUUCACAGAUGUCAAGCUGCUUAAGAUAGAGCAUCUACACUUUUUAAUGAAAGGCUUGACUUUAGCAAUGGAGCCAAGUUUCCUAUAAGGUCUCAAAAACCCAGAAGAUAUGAAAAAGGAGGUUGAGAAUUUUCUUCCAAACGUAAUUGAUUAAAUCAGCUUAGAGUUAAGCAGAUGCAACAUUUCUGAUGUAAUAAUGAUGCUGGAAAGUUUCUUUAAGUUUUGGAAUAAGUCUAACUUUUAAAACUCAAAGAUGAAAGGAGUAUAUCUAAGUUGUGAGGCUUAUCUUGAUCAGUACCUAGGUCUCAGUAAGAAAGACAUUACAGGUGGUUAGUUUGCCUAGCUUGUAGAGCAAAUAGCUAAUGCAUAGUUUCACAUGCUAUAUAAAUUUGACUAGAAAUUGAUUCAUAGAAUGCAGUACAUACUAGUUAACGAUCACUCUGAACUUUAUGUCUUUUCAAUCAAGGACAUCAUAAGGAUUAUAAAAGGAUUUGAAGCAAUCAAUGAUUACUUUAAUAGAGAUAAGGUUAUCAAUUGUUUAGUGAACGCUGCUCUUGAGAUUACUUGCUUCCAAGAUGCCGAUUAUCUAGAACUAAUGGAGAUUUUCGACGAGAAAGGAAUUAUGGAAUAGCAACCAGAUCUCUUAGUCAAGCUAAGAUUUUAUUUCCAGGAUAGAUUCAACUAUAUGGAGAGACCGACUAUGAUAAACUAUCUUCAGUUUUUACUCAAUCAUGGCAUGAUUUUUGAAGAUAAGGAUAUGAUGGAAUUGAUAGCUGCUCAUUUGCAGAAGAAUUACUUCUCUUAUGAACUUAAUGAGCUGUUCAAAGUUUAUCUAAUUACCUAACAUAACUUCUACCGUGAUAAUGAAAGUAUCAGGUUAAUUGAAGAUGCUACCAAGAUUAGAAUUGCUGAUUAAAAGUAAAGAUAGCAAGUCAAAGUUGAAGGCUUAAGAGACCUCAUUGAGGGUUUGAGAUUAGAGCAUGCUCAUAACAAGAAAUUGGACCAAAGCCUUAGAACAUUAGUUAAAGAAACCAAUCUAUUAAAUAUUGAUAAGAAGUUAUUCGUGCAGUUUAUUUGCUAUGCAGCUGAUUUCAACAUUAAAAUUGAUUAAAAGCUAUAAUAAGCAAUUGAUGUGGCUUUUGAUGCUCAUUUAUAAGAUUUGACUCAAUAGGAUUUAGCGCACUUAAUUUUAUAUACAGAUGAUUACUAGAAGUAUGAUUUACUCGGAAUUCUUGAUAUUGAGUAAUUCUAAAAUGAUUUUGCCAGCUUAGAAAAACUUGCCUUGAGAGGUUUGGUGAAGCUGGACAAAACUCUAGCGAUGAAAGCUAUUUAAGAGUUAGAUGCAGACUCAAAUUUGAUCGAAGUUGUUGAAAAGUUACUAAAUGAGAGAGGUGCGAAAUACGAUAAAGGGCUGUUGACUUGUAACGACUAAUUAAAAGCUGCAUUCUUGAUUAAUGACUCAAUAUUAGUAGAUGUCAUCGAUCAUUAAUUUGCAAAUAGUAUAUAGCCUGAUGGUAAACUUUCACCCAGAAAGAGAGCUUCUGUAGCAAAAUAACUUGCAUUAUAAAAUGGAUUUAAAGACUAUAGGUUAAUUAGUUUAGCUGAAAUGGAUUUUGCUAAAGAUGAGCAGAAGUAUCUCAUUGAUGUCUUAUUUAAUUAAUGA
Messenger RNA from Stylonychia lemnae, 2145 nucleotides. The record is from the annotation of a GenBank genome assembly. NCBI's taxonomy places the organism in Eukaryota, Ciliophora, Spirotrichea, Sporadotrichida, Oxytrichidae.